This is a messenger RNA of Ectocarpus sp. CCAP 1310/34, 310 nucleotides long. Lineage: Eukaryota; Phaeophyceae; Ectocarpales; Ectocarpaceae. The record is from the annotation of a GenBank genome assembly.
CUACAAGUCCUAUCGGGUAUCCGAAACACACAACAAAGUCUACAAAAGUCAACCACUCGGACAGCACCGCCGCGGAGGCGGGCAACUCUCCUGGAUUCAAAGGCGCCGAAAUCGAAAAAACUCGCGAGGGAAAAUGUCGGCGGUCGUCAUCGAAAACACAACGAUUCGAAGGUUCGCGACCUUCGCGAUUGGCGUCUUCGUCUGGUGCACGGCGCUGUGUGAGAUUCCUCCCGCCUUUGCACACAGAUCCGAAAGCCUCGACUGUGCAGCGGAUGGAUCUUCCACCGAUUUCAGAUUUUCGAUCGUGUGA